AGCGCCCUCAAUAGUUUCAUCAAAAUAUAAAGCGUGGUUUUGGGAUCGAAGGCGGAUUUGUCUCCGUUAAGUGGUGUUUUUUUUUUACAUAAAACUUGAAUGAAAUAAUUAUGAUAGAACCGAAAAGGAAAGCAGAGGAGCAGGCUCUGGUCCAUGUGAAGCGACCCAGGAAUGAGUUAGUCGCGGCUUCUAUGGGUGGAAGCAUCGUUUCGGCGGGUCCUCCAAGAACAUCCAAUCUUCUGGCUCCCAUCAUGCUCCUGACUGGUCACGGAGCAGAAAUCUUCUCAGCUAAGUUCCACCCUGAUGGCAACACACUAGCCUCUGGGUCAUUCGACAGAAAUAUCUUUUUGUGGAGUGUCUAUGGUGAAUGUGACAAUUAUGCAGUACUUCGUGGACAUCAGGGUGCAAUCAUGGAAUUACAGUACACAACCGAUGGCCAACUGGUAUCCUGCAGUACUGAUAAACUUGUAUGUCUAUGGGACACGGAGACUGGUGCCCGAAUCAAGAAGAUGCGAGGUCACACAGCCUUCGUCAACUCUGUAUUUCCAGCCAGACGAGGGCCUUCUUUGAUCGUUAGUGGCGGAGAUGACGGAACCAUAAAGCUUUGGGACAGUCGCAAGCGAGGUGUUGUCCAGACAUUUCAGAACACUUACCAGGUCUUAGCAGUCAGCUUUAAUGACACCAGUGAUCAAAUCGUCUCAGCUGGAAUCGAUAAUGACAUCAAGGUUUGGGACCUCCGGAAAAACGGUUUGCUCUACAAGAUGCCAGGCCAUACAGACUCGGUAACUGGUCUAUCGCUUAGCGGAGAUGGCUCCUAUCUACUCUCAAACUCUAUGGACAACACAUUACGCAUCUGGGACAUCAGACCGUUUGCACCUCAAGAGAGAUGCGUAAAGCUGUUCCAAGGAGCACAACACAACUUUGAGCAGAACUUGUUGAGAUGUGCUUGGUCUCCGGACGGGAGCAAAAUAGCCGCAGGAUCAGCUGAUCGAUUCGUUUAUGUGUGGGACACAACGUCAAGACGUAUCUUGUAUAAACUACCUGGCCAUGCAGGCUCUGUCAAUGAUGUAGCAUUCCAUCCUCGUGAACCAAUCGUUCUCUCCUGUUCAAGUGACAAGCAAAUCUAUCUGGGAGAGAUCAUGUGAAUAUAACAUCAACCAAUCACAUUGGCUGAAGAUCAUCAUGUGACACGCUUCAACAAAUGGACUUGGACUAGAGAGAUCAUGUGAUGAACCUUUCAACCAAUCACAAUAGUUGAUUAUUAAGAGAUGUUCUCUCACUUGGGUUUAUUAUUAUCAAAGACAUCUGUCAGUUGAUUUGAUUGGAGAGUGCUAACCUACCGUCAACUUUCUGGGUGUGAAGUUCUGACCAUCCAAAUCAUCGACCUAUAAUACCACAAAGGUCAUGACCUCAAUCGACCUGGUGUUGACCUUGCUGUUCCUCGAGAUGUUUCCGGAGACAUUUGGAUUUUCUCAGGUCAAUGCUUUGUUGGAAACUAGAUGUUGCUCUUCGAAGAAUGAAACGGAAAGGCCUGCUUUUGAUGUGACAGACUGACUGGAGGCCAAGUCUGUCAGACAUUUUUUUUGUAGAUUUGUCUUCUGUGCUUAUUUUAAUUGUAGAAAUGUCAUUAAAGACUUUUGUCAUUUGUGAAUCUUGAUUAAAGACUUUCUGUUAUGAUACACUUUCACUUAUGGCUUGUAGAUACAAAUUGGGAUGGAAUUUGGAAAUCCUUCACCAUUUUAUUUGGGAUUCUUCUUGUGUGUGUUGGCAAAGAGAAUUGGCUGGCCUUGGGUUGUCGGAGAUUGUAUCUGAUAGUGAUAGUUGACCAAUAGAUCGGCAUCAAUUGAAAACCUCUGAUACAUCUGAUACAUUCUUGUACUAUCAAUUAAAAAGUUCUGUAAAUAGAAAUCGGAGUCAUAUUGUUUGGAACAAUUGCUUGUCAGCUAUUUUGAGUUCUGGCCAUAUUGUAGUAUGGGUCUACUUACAAAAUGUCACCUUUUGGGUAGUUGUGAAAUAAAGUUUGUACAAAAAUAUUGAA
Messenger RNA from Patiria miniata (bat star), 2038 nucleotides. RefSeq names its product U5 small nuclear ribonucleoprotein 40 kDa protein-like (gene snrnp40). The coding region runs from base 111 to 1145 and encodes 344 amino acids. NCBI's taxonomy places the organism in Eukaryota, Metazoa, Echinodermata, Asteroidea, Valvatida, Asterinidae. The record is from RefSeq and is a predicted model, not a curated record. Gene Ontology annotation, molecular function: protein binding; RNA binding. Gene Ontology annotation, cellular component: catalytic step 2 spliceosome. The transcript has 9 exons.